CUCUGUGGCUAACACGUCUGAGGUGGGGUGUACCCAGAGGAUCCUUGCACUCCCUGACUGGUUAAACGCACUCGGUGGGGUGGGCGGUGCAGACAUCACUCAAGGAGCACUCGGAGGAACACUAGUUGUUUGAGGGUUCAGUGGCAAUCGGAUUUCUACAAACUUUCGUGUUCAAUAUUUACGUUAUUCUACAAAAUACAGCUUUGCAAAGGUUCGAAAAUGUCACAAAAAAUCAAGGCUGGUUCAGUGGUUGAAAUGCAGGGAGAUGAGAUGACAAGAGUUAUCUGGGACUUGAUUAAGGACAAACUCAUCCUGCCCUAUGUGGAGAUGGACCUACACAGCUAUGACCUGGGAAUGGAGAACAGAGAUGCCACUGAUGACCGGGUCACAGUGGAAGCAGCCGAAGCCGUCAGGAAGUACAACGUGGGGAUCAAGUGCGCCACCAUCACCCCAGACGAGAAGAGGGUGGAGGAGUUCAAGCUGAAGAAGAUGUGGAAGUCGCCCAACGGGACGAUUCGUAACAUCCUGGGGGGCACCGUGUUCAGGGAGGCGAUCAUCUGCAAGAACAUCCCACGACUGGUACCCGGCUGGCUCAAACCCAUCAUUAUCGGCCGUCAUGCUUUUGGGGACCAGUACAGAGCUACAGACUUCGUGGUCCCCGGCCCAGGAAGAGUUGAAAUGAUGUACACCCCAAAGAGUGGCAGCCAGCCAGUCACAUACCUUGUGCAUGAUUUUGAAGAAUGCGGUGGUGUAGCUCUGGGCAUGUUCAACGUGGACCCGUCCAUCAGGGAUUUUGCACACAGCUCGUUCCAGAUGGCCCUGACCAAGAGCUGGCCCCUCUACCUGAGCACCAAGAACACCAUCCUGAAGCAAUACGACGGCCGCUUCAAGGACAUCUUCCAGGAGAUCUACGAAAAGGAAUACAAGUCCCAGUUUGAAGCGAAGGGGAUCUGGUACGAGCACAGGCUGAUCGAUGACAUGGUGGCGCAGGCUAUGAAGUCUGAAGGAGGCUUUAUCUGGGCCUGCAAGAACUACGAUGGAGAUGUGCAGUCUGACUCUGUCGCUCAGGGCUAUGGCUCUCUGGGAAUGAUGACCAGUGUGCUGAUCUGCCCGGAUGGAAAGACUGUGGAAGCAGAAGCAGCUCACGGCACUGUGACACGGCACUACCGCAUGCACCAGCAAGGCAAAGAGACCUCCACCAACCCCAUUGCCUCGAUCUUUGCCUGGACCCGAGGGCUGGCUCACAGAGCUAAGCUUGAUAAGAAUGCAGAGCUGCGCACCUUUGCCACUGCCCUGGAGGAGGUCUGCAUAGAGACCAUUGAAUCCGGCUUCAUGACUAAAGAUCUGGCAGCGUGCAUUAAGGGGCUGCCCAAUGUGCAGCAUUCUGAUUACUUGAACACCUUUGAGUUCCUGGACAAGCUAGCAGAGAACCUGAAGGUGAAACUGACCUCCCAGCCCAGACUGUGAGACCGCCCCGGAACAUCCCCCUGGAACACUGGAGAAUGUAUAAAUAUACAUCUACAUACUGUUGUUUCUGUAUGUUUCUUGUGAUUUAAACAAAACCGUCCUUUUCUAGUAUUUAUGAAAUGGACAGUUUUGAAUAAGAACCAUGCCACCAUUAAUUCUUGUUUGGUUAUAGUAAGAAAAUCAUUAAUAAUUGUUUUUAAACACUAGUGUUACAUUUCCUUUUACAAUCAUGCAAAAUAUUAUGGCUCUAUUAGGAUGCUAAAUCUAACAGUACUCUACACAGGGCAACUGUUAGCCAUGUAUGUUUUCAUUCAUCAUUUCCGCCUCACUGUAAAAGUAUAUAAACUACAAUAUGAAGAGCAGCUGCCUAUUGCCUUUUUGGAACACAAUUCAAAGUUUUUCUACCUAUGUUGCAAGUAUCAUAACUGGGACAGAAGGCCCACUUUUAAAAUAGCUGUGCUAAACAGCUGUUUGGGACUGUCGUUUUUUGUAUGGGUUAGAAUUAAUCUUGGAGUGGAUGAUUUUAAAAAAAACUACAUUUCACUACAUUGAAACAUUGUAACAUGUUUAUAUGCUGCUGUUUUUAUACGAUUUUGUGAUUUUUCCCUUUGCCCCUCCCAAACAAUGCUGAUCAUUUCUAACAUCUGAAACGGUACUCUUUGACACACUGUGGAGACCCUGUAAAGCAGCUUCUCUGGUUAGUUGUGAAUCGAUGCUGUUUAUGUUUGUUCAUUGAUCUUAAAGAUUUCCUUUGAUAAUACGCUGGAUUUCUGUAUUACAACAGAAUAGCCUGGUCUCCUUUCAAUUAGAAUAAAGGGUUGAUUGUUUUCAUUUUAAAAAUGGAUCUCAAGUAUGUUCUUUCAAGUCGUUCUAGUUACGUGGAUAGAGGAAAUUAAACCCUAGUUGAAACUGUUAACUCGUAAACUCUCAAACUUGAAAAUAAAACGACUGACCCAUAUUUAUUUCUCCUAUGGUCUGAUUUUGAGUUCCUUUUUUUCCUAUAAUGAUCGUUGCCACUUUACUGUGUAAGCUAAAAACUAAAAUGUGUACAUGUAUAAGAUGCACUUACUUAUUGUAUGGAACCGUUCUUUAAUACUGUAUCUAAUAAACACAUGCUGCCUACCAGUGGCUUAACUCUCUCCCAGCUUCGGUGUGUGAUGCUCCCACCAUCGCUCUCUAAAUCAGCUCUCAAGACCCAUCUGUUCUCUCUUGCUUUCCAUGCUCUUUAAGCCUGAUAUCUGCUAUUAGCUGCUGUGUUGUUGCUACUAUUUCAUGUAUUAUGCAUUUUUAACUGUAUUGUAUCAGGCAUUGUUUUUUGCUGUGUAUUAUGCACUUCUCUGUAUUUAAAGUAUUAUGGAUUUUCUUAUUACUGCAUUUUGUAAAGCGAUUUCUGAUGGUGGUCCACUAUGAAAGGUGCUAUAUAAAAUAAAGAUUGAUUGAUCAAUA
Acipenser ruthenus (sterlet) is the source of this 2913-nucleotide messenger RNA. RefSeq names its product isocitrate dehydrogenase [NADP] cytoplasmic. Lineage: Eukaryota; Metazoa; Chordata; Actinopteri; Acipenseriformes; Acipenseridae. Bases 220 to 1467 code for a protein of 415 amino acids. The transcript is spliced from 9 exons. Gene Ontology annotation, cellular component: peroxisome; mitochondrion; cytosol. Gene Ontology annotation, biological process: isocitrate metabolic process. The record is from RefSeq and is a predicted model, not a curated record. Gene Ontology annotation, molecular function: NAD binding; isocitrate dehydrogenase (NADP+) activity; magnesium ion binding.